Tachysurus vachellii is the source of this 1268-nucleotide messenger RNA. RefSeq names its product cerebellin-1. The coding region runs from base 402 to 998 and encodes 198 amino acids. Gene Ontology annotation, cellular component: synaptic cleft; glutamatergic synapse. Gene Ontology annotation, molecular function: protein binding. Lineage: Eukaryota; Metazoa; Chordata; Actinopteri; Siluriformes; Bagridae. The record is from RefSeq and is a predicted model, not a curated record. The transcript is spliced from 4 exons.
UAGUCUCUUGCCCACUUUUAAUCUCUGCAAUAAAUUGUGGACAUGCACUCAGGGAGCGAAAAACUCUAUUCCAAGAUUCACUGGUUCACCAUAUCUCUUAUUUCAAUCCUGAUCAAUCUGUUUUUUUUGAAGAUGUUUAUCUAAUAGACCUGAUUACACAUCUUCAUUUUUAAAACAAAAGAACAAUGGCAGGCUGCCUUAGAGUGAAUGGGUUAUGGAGAAAAUUGAAUCAUUAACUUAACAGAACUGGAUAUAUCUGAUGAUUUGAGGCUCAUCCAGAGACUAUAAAUUUUAAUAAGUUUACAAAUUUUUGACUAUUACUAAAUUUCACAUUGUUACCGACACUCACCAAAGAAUCAAAGAAAACAAAAUAGUCAAAUACGUAAUUUCAGAACAAGGAGAUGGAUGUUCCAGCAUUAGGUCACCUACUUCUCUCUCUGUGUGGGAUCUUACUUUGGUUUCCUCUUGUGGUGAAAUCUCAGAAUGACACCGAGCCCAUUGUAUUGGAGGGGAAGUGUUUAGUAGUGUGUGACUCCACUCCAGCUGCAGAAUCAGGAGGGAAUGCACUGGGAAUGUCAAUUCGCUCUGGCACGGGGCGUGUUGCUUUUUCGGCUAUCCGAAACACUAACCAUGAACCAUCAGAGAUGAGCAACCGGACAAUGACAAUUUACUUUGAUCAGGUCUUGGUAAACAUUGGCAGCCAUUUUGACCCUGCACGGAGCAUCUUCCUGGCACCUAGAAAAGGGGUGUACAGCUUCAGCUUCCAUGUGGUCAAAGUUUACAAUAGACAAACGAUACAGGUAAGCUUGGUGUUGAAUGGUUGGCCAGUGAUCUCAGCCUUUGCAGGGGACCAGGAUGUGACACGUGAGGCAGCAACCAAUGCUGGACUGGUUACCAUGGAGAGAGGAGACAAAGCCUAUCUUAAACUUGAGCGAGGAAAUCUGAUGGGUGGUUGGAAGUAUUCAACGUUUUCUGGGUUUCUUGUUUUUCCUUUAUAGAAGGAAACUGUUCAUGUAUAUAAUUUCAUUAUUUUUGUCUGUUUUGUGCCAAUGAUUUAAACAGCUUUUUGAUUUUUUUUCUCAUCAUGUACUCAUGAUUUGCAUGGCUACGUGAUAUAACACCUGAAACAAUUCAGAUGAAUAUACUGGAAUAAACAAGCAACAUCCUGAUGUGGACAUAUUAUUUAAGAUCAAAGUGCAAAUAGAUACAGAUGGAUGCAUACUCAUUUCUAUUUAUUAUCACCAGUGCCAUCUGUUAAUCUGGCAAAA